Molecule: messenger RNA, 1826 nt
Organism: Panicum virgatum (switchgrass)
Lineage: Eukaryota; Viridiplantae; Streptophyta; Magnoliopsida; Poales; Poaceae
Product: tubulin beta-2 chain-like
Exons: 4
Coding region: 282-1622 (446 amino acids)
Biological process (GO): mitotic cell cycle; microtubule cytoskeleton organization
Cellular component (GO): cytoplasm; microtubule
Molecular function (GO): structural constituent of cytoskeleton; GTPase activity; GTP binding
Source: RefSeq, a predicted model, not a curated record
CACGCGCUCUCCUCCCGAGUCCUCCCCGAUCGCAACCUCUCUUCCCCCCUCCCCCACAGUUAGCCCGAUCCGAUCGCUUUCCACCGCAAGGUAAUGCUGCAAUCGAACCCUCGUUCCCAAAUUUCUUCGGAUCCCUGAUUUUUUUCCUGGAUUUUGUCGGUUCCAUUUUGGGCUGUGUUCGCUUCGCUUUGGGGGGAUUUUGGGGGGAAAUUUAACCUUGGAUUUCCCCCGGUCCUCUUCUUCGCGCGUUGAUCGCUGCGGCGUUUGCAGGUCCGAGGAAGAUGAGGGAGAUCCUGCACAUCCAGGGCGGGCAGUGCGGGAACCAGAUCGGCUCCCAGUUCUGGGAGGUGGUGUGCGACGAGCACGGCAUCGACCCGACGGGGCGCUACGUGGGGACGUCGGACCUGCAGUUGGAGCGCGCCAACGUCUACUACAACGAGGCGUCGUGCGGCCGCUACGUGCCGCGCGCCGUGCUCAUGGACCUGGAGCCCGGCACCAUGGACGCCGUCCGCACGGGGCCCUACGGCCAGAUCUUCCGCCCCGACAACUUCGUCUUCGGCCAGUCCGGCGCCGGCAACAACUGGGCCAAGGGCCACUACACCGAGGGCACGGAGCUCAUCGACUCCGUCCUCGACGUCGUCCGCAAGGAGGCCGAGAACUGCGAUUGCCUCCAAGGUUUCCAAGUCUGCCACUCGCUGGGCGGAGGCACGGGCUCCGGCAUGGGCACCCUGCUCAUCUCCAAGAUCAGGGAGGAGUUCCCGGACCGGAUGAUGCUGACCUUCUCCGUGUUCCCGUCCCCCAAAGUGUCGGACACGGUGGUCGAGCCCUACAACGCCACGCUCUCCGUCCACCAGCUCGUGGAGAACGCCGACGAGUGCAUGGUGCUGGACAACGAGGCGCUUUACGACAUCUGCUUCCGCACACUGAAGCUGACCACUCCUAGCUUUGGUGAUUUGAAUCAUCUGAUCAGUGCCACCAUGAGUGGUGUCACCUGCUGCCUCCGCUUCCCAGGGCAGCUGAACUCCGACCUCCGCAAGCUUGCUGUCAACCUGAUCCCCUUCCCGCGCCUGCACUUCUUCAUGGUGGGCUUCGCGCCACUCACCUCGCGUGGCUCCCAGCAGUACCGCUCCCUCACCGUCCCCGAGCUGACCCAGCAAAUAUGGGACUCCAAGAACAUGAUGUGCGCUGCAGACCCACGCCACGGCCGCUAUCUUACUGCCUCCGCCAUGUUCCGGGGCAAGAUGAGCACCAAGGAGGUGGACGAGCAGAUGAUAAAUGUGCAGAACAAGAGCUCGUCCUACUUCGUGGAAUGGAUCCCUAACAACGUCAAGUCAAGCGUGUGCGACAUCCCUCCGCGUGGCCUCUCCAUGUCCUCAACAUUUGUUGGCAACUCCACCUCGAUCCAGGAGAUGUUCCGGCGGGUGAGCGAGCAGUUCACAGCCAUGUUCAGGAGGAAGGCCUUCUUGCACUGGUACACUGGUGAGGGCAUGGACGAGAUGGAGUUUACCGAGGCGGAGUGCAACAUGAACGACCUUGCCCUUGUCUCCGAGUACCAGCAGUACCAGGAUGCGACCGUCGACGACAACGACCAGGGCGAGGAUGAGGAGGCUGCAGCGGAGUGAGGCCCGCCUGCUGCCAUCAACUGGCCGCCCGUUUAUCCUUGAUCUACUAGUACGCAGUUUCUCUUGCAUGAUGCUCCUAUCUUUGGUGCAUUGUUUGAACUCUAGGGAUUAUGUCGCGUGGCCCGCAGACAAGGCAAGAUAUCUUGUUGCCGUUUGCACUAUUCGAUUGGAACUCUAAUGCUUAAGUGAGAUGCUGGUUCUGAA